AUGCUGGCCGAAUCCGAAACCCCCGUCAGCAACGGGGAUCCGCCGAAGCUCCGGGCUGCCUGUGAGAAUUGCCGACAGUCAAAGGUGAAAUGUAACCUAUCUGGGAAAGACACCUGCAUUCGCUGUAUGCGUCAUGGGUUGCCCUGUCGAUACCGCGUCGCCAAUCGUUCUGGGAAGCCAAAAGGGAGCAAGAACCGUGCCACGCUGCGGAAACUUGGGCAGUUGCAAGACGAGAAGAAGCCUACAAUACCUGCCAACGGAUGGGCAGAAUCAGUAGCCAAAGGACAACCGCCUCGUAUCAGUUAUGAUGACAACGGUGUUGACGCAACGAGUACGCAAAGCACCAGCCCAGCCAGUCAGUCCAGAAGCCCCGAUAGCCACGGGGCGAAUAUGGCUGACACGACGUUGCUGACCGAUCAGACCAUGGAGUAUCCAUCAAUAGGGGAGACGCUGGCCCCAAUGUUCAAUCCCUCCUUGUCGCCGCCAUUCCUCCCGAAGGAGUUCAUCUCCCGGGGCUUCACCGGCUGUCCGCUCGCCGUCCACAUCCCCAACCCACUACAGCCCUGUGAAUGCACCAACGCACUCUUAUACAACGUAAACCAGAUCCGGAGCAUGCUGGCAGACAGCAUGCGUCUACGACUGGACCAGAUCCUACAAGGCAUCAAGAUCGCAUUGACCGUGUGUCGGAACUUUCUCCGAUGCCCCAAUUGUCACAAAGACCACACAAACCUACUGUAUUCAGUAUCCAUAUUGGAUACUACACUCCAGCUCUUCGAGUAUUGGACCUCGUAUGAGCUCUCACCCACGCCUGCUAGCGACCACAACAUGAUCCUCCCCUACGGCGAGUACGAGAUGGGCCCGGAUGAGACGCGCCGGAUCCGCCGAUACCUCAUCCGAGGUCGAGCCCUGCAGUGCCGAGAGGUACUGGGGCUACUCAAGGACGCAGUCGGAAUGAGCCGACAUUUGAGUCCCGAGCUCCGAGAGCUCAAUGGGACGGACGGACUAGAGGUGGAAUGGUUCCAGCAGAUGCUGGGGGGCUCAUCUCAACUAGAAAUAAGUACAAUGAACCGCCUCACCCAAAUAACCUCGCACCUCAACUACCCCCACGGCCUACUAGCCAACCAAGUGGCCAUCAUCACCGGCGCCGGGCAAGGCAUCGGGGCCGAAACCGCCCGGUUGUUCGCCAACGAGGGAGCGAAGGUGAUUAUAGCUGAUAUAGAUGGAGAAAAAGCCUCCGCCGUCGCAUCCACCAUCAACACAGCCCUUGGUGAAACUAAGGCAUUAGCUGUCCCCGGCGAUAUCCUCAACGACACUUACAUCGAAGACCUCGUCACCAAGGCCGCAGACUUUGGGGGUGGGAAAAUACACAUUAUUGUGAAUAAUGCGGGGUUUACAUGGGAUGGGGUUAUACAUAAGAUGACCAACACCCAAUUCACCACCAUGCUCAACAUCCACGCCACAGCCCCAUUCAAACUCAUCCGCGCAGCAGCAAAAUACUUCCGUGUGAAGGACGGUGAAUCUCGCGUGGUGAUUAAUAUUAGUAGUACGAGUGGGGUGCAUGGCAAUGCUGGCCAAGCCAACUACGCCGUCGCCAAAGCAGGCAUAACGGGGCUAACGAAAACGAUCGCGAAAGAAUGGGGACCUGCGUUCGGAGUUCGCGCGAAUACCAUUGCCUUCGGGUUCGUGAAGACCCGGUUGACUGCGGCGAAGGAGGACGGGGCGUUCAUUGCCAUGGCCGAUGGGACGAAGGUCGCGUUGGGGAUUCCGGGGAAGCAGUUGGAUAGUAGGCGGACUGGAACUGCUACUGAUGAGAAGAAGAAGAAGGGAGGUAGUGAUUAUCCUGAUAUUCCGCUGGGACGGCCGGCUAGUCCGGAGGAGGCGGCGAGGGCGGUGUUGGGGGUAGCGAGUCCGUUGUUUUCGUAUGUGAGUGGGGAGACGAUAAGGGUUACGGGGGGGAGGAAUAUGUGA
Molecule: messenger RNA, 1968 nt
Organism: Aspergillus vadensis CBS 113365
Lineage: Eukaryota; Fungi; Ascomycota; Eurotiomycetes; Eurotiales; Aspergillaceae
Product: 3-oxoacyl-reductase
Exons: 6
Coding region: 1-1968 (655 amino acids)
Biological process (GO): regulation of DNA-templated transcription
Molecular function (GO): DNA-binding transcription factor activity, RNA polymerase II-specific; oxidoreductase activity, acting on the CH-OH group of donors, NAD or NADP as acceptor; zinc ion binding
Source: RefSeq, a predicted model, not a curated record